CAUGGCAGCAGAGCCCCUGACUCAAUGCUGUUUGGUUAAUCAGUAACCAGAGUGGGAGCACUGUGAGUGACUGGCUGGGUUUAAGUAAGGGAGCAGAGGAGUCAGGACCUCACUCAGCAGCAGCAGCAGCAGCAGCAACAGCAGCAGCACACACAGGAAAGAAUAAUUUUAAGGUGACUACCAGCAAAAGGUAAAAUGCACGGAUCGCAUCUUCUAGUCUUCCUACUAUGCUACUGCCUGUCAGGAAGUCACGCCAACCGCGUCUACGUUCACCCCUUCAAUCUCUUUGCUGCCGAGAAUGUCAGCUGUGAGACCCUGCAGACCCAGACAUCCAAGCCCCUGGAGACACUUCCUGUGGCUUCCCUUGAUAUUGAAGUCCUGACACCAGACAGCCGGGACCAGUCAAAACUGAAUGCACAGAGGCAGAACAUCACAGAGAGGACGGCAGUUCUUGCGGAGCUGUUGAACUCUCUCGGCCUGAGGAUGUACCAGGCUCUCAGUAACAAGCAGCCCAGCACCAACACCCUCCUCUCUCCAGUCAACAUGUACGGAUCCCUCGUCACUUUGUACCUGGGAGCUUCCAAGAAGACAGCGAGGCCAUUCCAGCUUCUUCUGGGCCUGAGCAGUGACACUGACCGAGAGGACUGUGUGUCCUUAGUUGAUGGACACAAGGUUCUCAAGACUCUUCAGAGCAUUAACUCUCUAGUGGAUGACGGACCCCAAGAUGAAAUUACUACCCAGGUCUGGGCCUUCACUCGCCAGGAUGUUCAGCUAUCCGAGGACUUUAUUCAAGGCACACAGGACUUCUCAGACAAAUCGUUCAUACGCAGCAUGGACUUCUCCAAACCUCAGGAGGCUGAGCAACUGGUGAACAACUUUGUAGAGAAGACUUCAGACGGGAAGGUGAAGGGCAUCUUCAAAGAUCUGAACUCUAGCAGUGACCUCCUGUUCGUUACUUCCUUCAACUUUCAAGGCAACUGGAAGACAGCCUUCCAGCCAGAGAGGACCUCCUUGCAGGAGUUUCAUGUGGAUGAAACAACUACAGUGAUGGCUCCACUGAUGACCCACACGGGUCAGUACCACUACCUGAAUGAUAAGGUGCGGCGGUGCACUGUUGUGAAGCUGUCUCUGAGCAAACGGUCCUACAUGUUGCUGGUCCUGCCUCAUGAAGGAGCCAACCUCCAUGACAUAGAGUCAAGGCUGCACACAGACAUGUCUGACUGGCACCAGAGCUUUCAAGAAGGUCUGUUGGAGCUGUCACUGCCAAAGUUCUCCAUGUCUUCUGUGACUGAUCUGCAUGACCUGCUGACCAACAUGGAUCCAGAGAUCGAGGCCAAACUGUUGGGCUCCCAGGCUGACUUCAGCCAACUCAGCAACAUCAAACCCUUCACUAUAGAUAAGGCGGUCAACAAGGUGCUGUUUGAGAUGUCAGAGGAAGGAGCAGAACCUCAGGACAAGAUACAAGAAGCGGGCAUCCCUCUGAAACUGUCCAUCAACCGGCCUUUCUUCUUCUCUGUCAUAGAGGGAGAGUCUAAUGCCAUCCUCAUGCUGGGCAAGAUCACAAAUCCUACACUGUAAAGUUACAUAGGGUUUAAAACCAACAAAAACCUCUGACAUGAAAAAUGUCCAACAGACCCAUUCCUUUACGAUCUACUCUAUCAGCUUAAAUUUCCACAGGGGCUGAAAUCAAUCAUUCAACAGACAUCUCCUUUAGAUCAUACCCUUGCUUUUCCACUGAAAUAAUGACCACAUACAGUACAUGAGGAAUGAAGCACAACCUCGCUCCAAAUGAAUCCAUCAAUAUUGAACAAUGUUAUCUUUCACCACCUACCUGAUCCUCUCUACAAACUCAGGGAGUCCCUGUUUCAGUAUUUAUGAAAACCUGUUACUUGAGUUGUUUUCAAGUCGGCUGUUAAAAUCCUAAUUUGUUUUUUUCUGUAAAAUUUGUUAUAGCAGAGUUCUGUACAGUUUUUUUUUCAGUUGAGUAGGUACAGUAACUGUGAUUCUCUACAUUGAAUGACUAAAACAGUGUAUAUUGUAACUAAGAGUUUAUUUUUGUUGUUACGAUUUGUGAUUGCUAAAAUAAAACAUUUGUUUCCCAAUA
Messenger RNA from Lates calcarifer (barramundi perch), 2104 nucleotides. RefSeq names its product angiotensinogen (gene agt). The coding region runs from base 196 to 1578 and encodes 460 amino acids. NCBI's taxonomy places the organism in Eukaryota, Metazoa, Chordata, Actinopteri, Centropomidae. Gene Ontology annotation, biological process: regulation of systemic arterial blood pressure by renin-angiotensin. The transcript has 7 exons. The record is from RefSeq and is a predicted model, not a curated record. Gene Ontology annotation, molecular function: serine-type endopeptidase inhibitor activity.